AUGGAAUUUGAACGGUUAGUUCGAUUUGAGGCGAAUGGCACCACCCACUACGGCAACCUCGUGUCCGAGAGCGAUGGGGCUUACACAGUGCAGCCACUGCACGGGUCCGUCAAGAGCGGCUUUUCCCCUACCGGUCAAAAUGCCGUGGUGACUUCUAAGCUGCUCUGCCCCAUCGCCGAAACACCAAUUAUCAUAUGCGUUGGGGUAAACUACCGCCAACAUGCGGAGGAAGCAGGUAUCAAAGUACCUACCUAUCCAGUCAUCUUCACCAAGCCUGCCGACGCUCUCCAUGGCCCCAGCGAACCCGUCAAAGUGCAUCCCUCGGCUCAAUCGAUGCUUGACUAUGAAGGCGAGCUGGUCUUUGUUACAUCACGCGACGCCAAAAACCUACCCGAGGACUUCGAUCUCGCAGAUUACAUCCUCGGAUACACGGCGGGCAACGAUGUCUCCGCGCGCAACUUCCAAGUGCCUGAUGCGAGCGGAGGGCAAUAUUGCUACGCCAAAUCUUUCGAUCAAUUUGCACCCAUAGGACCAUGGCUUGUCAGCCCAGCUUUAAUCCCGGACCCCCAGAAACUUGAAUUCGUUGUCAGGGUCAAUGGUGAAGUUCGCCAGAAAACAGGCACCAAUGAUAUGAUCUGGACUGUGAAGCAGAUCCUGCGCCAUCUAACGCGAGGGACGACUCUGCGAGCCGGCACUGUCGUUAUGACUGGAACCCCGAAUGGUGUUGGGUACUUUAGCCAGCGGUUUCUUCAGGAUGGCGACUUGGUUGAGGUGGAUGUUGAGGGGGUAGCCAAGUUAGUGCACACGGUGGUGUAUGAGUGA
Molecule: messenger RNA, 822 nt
Organism: Aspergillus terreus NIH2624
Lineage: Eukaryota; Fungi; Ascomycota; Eurotiomycetes; Eurotiales; Aspergillaceae
Product: fumarylacetoacetate hydrolase family protein
Exons: 3
Coding region: 1-822 (273 amino acids)
Molecular function (GO): acetylpyruvate hydrolase activity
Source: RefSeq, a predicted model, not a curated record